Archocentrus centrarchus (flier cichlid) is the source of this 1730-nucleotide messenger RNA. It is a transcript of the gene prkra, whose product is annotated as protein kinase, interferon-inducible double stranded RNA dependent activator. NCBI's taxonomy places the organism in Eukaryota, Metazoa, Chordata, Actinopteri, Cichliformes, Cichlidae. Gene Ontology annotation, biological process: regulation of regulatory ncRNA processing; siRNA processing. The transcript is spliced from 8 exons. The record is from RefSeq and is a predicted model, not a curated record. Gene Ontology annotation, cellular component: RISC-loading complex; cytoplasm; nucleus. The coding region runs from base 190 to 1101 and encodes 303 amino acids. Gene Ontology annotation, molecular function: siRNA binding; double-stranded RNA binding.
CGUUUGACCCGGAUGUUGAUUUGAUGUUAAACUGGUAAUUUCGCCGGCGAAACUACAAUGAGGAGUUGCUAGCAUUUAUAGGCCACUUAAUAUUCCUAAGCGAAUCAUUACUAGAUGUCCAGAAAAAUAUCUCAUCGUGGUGUUUAACAGGUGUUUUGCCCAGAGCAGAGUCUUUAACCAGCUGCAGACAUGUCUCAAUCACCAGCAGAGAAAACUAGCGGCGAAACCAGCUUGGAUACAAAUGAAUCGCAGAAGAGCAACUCGGGAAAGACGCCGAUACAGAUCCUGCAUGAAUACGGCACCAAAAGCGGCAACCUUCCUGUGUACAUGAUGGAGAGGGCUGAAGGAGAGGCUCACCAGCCCAGCUUUGUUUUCAGCGUGACGGUCGGUGACGUUAGCGGCACCGGGCGAGGUCCGAGUAAAAAGGCUGCUAAACACCAGGCUGCAGAGGCUGCUCUAAAAGCGCUGAACAUAGACGCUGGAGUCAUGAAUGUUCCAAGGAAAUUUGACAGUAAUGGUGUGGCUGCAGACACAGACAAUCAUCCCAACUCUGUGGGGUUACUGCAGGAGUUAGCAUUACAAAGAGGAUGGCGCCUUCCUGAAUAUAUAUUUUUAUCGGAGGCUGGUCCACCACAUAAGAGAGAAUUCACAGUCACUUGUCGAUUGGAGUCUUUAUCAGAGAAGGCUGUAGGAAAUUCGAAAAAAGCUGCAAAAAAGACAGCUGCAGAGAAAAUGGUGGCAAAACUUCAGAGUCUAUCAGGCUGUUCUGAAAUCACAUGGAGUCCUCAACCAAGUGUCCGAUUUGAGAACUUAAGGAACUCGACGGCAGAGAAGAUAUCUUUACUGAGAAGAAACCCGCUGAGCAUUCCCAACACAGACUACAUUCAGAUGAUAUUGGAGCUUUCCAAAGAGCAAGGCUUUGAGGUCAUAUACUUUGAUAUCGAUGAACUAACAGUGAACGGACAGUAUCAGUGCCUAGCAGAGCUGUCCACCUCCCCUGUCACCGUGUGCCACGGCACAGGCAUUUCCUGUAGCAACGCCCACAACGACGCAGCCCACAGCGCACUGCAGUACAUCAAGAUCAUGGCCUCCAGCAAAUAAACAACACCACUACCAGCAGUCGCUCCACCCACAAUGUCACAUAUAUCAGCUGAUGCCCAGUCACGAUGAGGUCUUCCUGCGAUACGGGGCUCGGGUAUAUUUUUGUAAUCAUGCACAUGACAAAGCAGAGUGAAAAUGCAGUAACUGAAAAUGAAUUAACUUUAUUUUUCACCUUUAUUUACACUUCUGUGGAGACCGAAGUAGAAGAAUCAGAGCAGAAGUGCGGUUGUUCAGACGCGGGAAUGUUUUUACUUUAAAUGUUUCAAAGUAUGUUCUAGUUCCUUUGUAUCUUUUUACAUGCAUCAUGUGUGGAGUCAUGGCUUUAAAUGUCUACAGUUUUACACAGUUUGUGGACUGACAUAUGGAGACAGAGGAUAUGCAUUUUUUAAAAUUAUUUAUUUUUUUUCCUAUUUGCACUCUUCCAUCUGUCUUUAUCGGUUUGACUCAAAAUAGAAAACAGCAUUGCUGGUCUGUUGCGAUUGUUUUGCCGUGCGCCUCUGUAUACCUACAGAAGUAAAAUGUGUUAUAUAUUUAAUAGAUUUACUGACUGGUGUUCUCUGCUGUAUGAACUUACUGCUGGUCGAGAAAAAUAGCAGCAACAGCAUCCAAUAAUAAAACCUAAAUGUUAA